CGCAGGAGGCGGGGUCCAGAGCGAGGGAUCUACAAGGGUAGCCGUGGCGAAGGAGGCUGUAGCGGCAGCAUGAAGCGGACCCCGACCGCCGAGGAACGAGAACGCGAAGCUAAGUGUGCCUAGCCGAGGGUCUUGCAAGCAAGCGACAUUAAUAAGUCUCUGUUGAAGAACGAUUGAGUGGUAGCAAGCCUCCAGCCUCUGAUACACGUUACGCUUGACGAUGUUCGCACAGGCUCCCUGGCUGCUGAUUGGACUUAUCAUGGCUGAGAAACUGAGGCUUCUUGAAGAGCUUGAAGACACUUGGCUUCCUUAUCUGACCCCCAAAGAUGAUGAAUUCUACCAGCAGUGGCAGCUGAAAUACCCUAAACUAAUCCUGCGCGAGGCCGGCAGUGUGCCCGAGACGCUCCAUCAAGAGGUGCAGGGCGCCUUUCUCAGCCUGCACAAGCGCGGCUGCCUGUUUCGGGACCUGGUGAGGGUCCAAGGCAAAGAUGUGCUCACCCCGGUGUCUCGCAUCCUCAUCGGGAACCCCGGCUGCACCUACAAGUACCUGAACACCAGGCUCUUCACGGUACCCUGGCCCGUGAAGGGUUCCACGACGAACUACCACGGGGCCGAAAUAGCUGCCGCGUGUCAGACCUUCCUCAAGCUCAACGACCACCUGCGGGGCGAGACGGCCCGGGCGUGGGGGGAGCUCGCGGCCAGAGAGAAGGCGGAUGUCGACGCCGUGCCGCUGUGCAUCGGCCCCGACUUCCCCAGGGUCGGCGUGGGGGCCUUCGAGGGGCAGGACGAAGCGGACAUUAAGACCAGGUCUGCGUACAACGUGACUCUGCUGAAUUUCAUGGACCCGCAGAAAAUGCCGUACCUGAAGGAGGAACCCUACUUCGGCAUGGGGAAGAUGGCCGUGAGCUGGCACCACGACGAAAACCUGGUGGAGAGGUCCGCGGUGGCCGUGUACAGCCACAGCUUCGAAGGCCCUGAAGAGGAAAGUGAGGAGGACCCUCAGCUUGAAGGCAGAGAUCCCGAUAUCUGGCAUGUUGGUUUCAAGAUCUCGUGGGACAUCGAGACACCUGGCUUGGCAAUACCCCUUCACCAAGGAGACUGCUAUUUUAUGCUUGAUGAUCUCAAUGCCACCCACCAACACUGUGUUCUGGCUGGUUUACCACCUCGGUUUAGUUCCACCCACAGAGUGGCAGAGUGCUCGACGGGAACCUUGGAUUAUAUCUUACAGCGCUGCCAGUUGGCUCUGCAGAACGUCCGCGAUCAGGCAGACAAUGGUGACGUCUCUUUGAAAUCCUUGGAGCCUGCGGUUUUGAAACAAGGAGAGGAAAUCCACAAUGAGGUCGAGUUCGAGUGGCUGCGACAGUUUUGGUUUCAAGGCAACCGAUACAAAAAAUGCACCGAUUGGUGGCAUCAGCCCGUGGCGCAGCUGGAAGAGCUGUGGAAGAAGAUGGAAUUCGUGACCAAUGCAGUGCUUCGCGAAGUGAGAAGAGAGGGGGUCCCCAUGGAACAAAGGAACGAGAUCGUGACUGCCAUCCUUACCUCGCUCACGACACGCCAGAACCUGAGGAGGGAGUGGCGUGCCAGAUCUGAGAGUCAAGAUGUGGCCCAAGAUCACAGGAUACGGUCGUGGCAAACCCCAGUCCCGAAUUCUCAGACCAAUGGGCUCCCUUCCUUACCAUCCUCCCCUGUCAGCGGAUGCCAGUCCCGCAUCGCCCGCACUCUGCCCGUGGAUCAGAAGCCAGAAUGUCGGCCACACUGGGAAAAGGAAGACGCUUCGAUGCCCCUGCCGUUCGAGCUGACAGACAUCGUUUCAGAACUCAGGGGUCUGCUUGCGGAAGCGAGAGCCUAGACGGAGCACACGUCUCGGCGGGAGGCGGAUGAAGAUGCGUUCAUCAUCCCUCCUCCAUCCUCGCCCUGGGCUCGGGCAAGGGCGGUAGGGGUAGAUUCUUCUUUUAGAUUGUAGGACCUGCAGCCCAGUGAGAAACGGCUAGGGAAUGGAGCCCACACUUAUUAAAUUGUUUUCAAAUGACACAGUGUUAUAAUCUGCUUUGGUAUUAACAAGAACCCCCCUCAGACCACCACCCCGCCCCCCAAAAAAUAUGUUAUCACCCACUUGGAUUUUUAAUGUGAGCCAUUCAGCUCCCAAGGCCAAGGGAGGGACAGGGGCGACCCCAGCCUGUGGCCGAGCCUAACCUACUUUCCUCUGACUUAAGCCUUUUCAGAGACUCGAGAACAGACGACUCUAAAGUUGUCUGGGGGAAGACAGACUUCGAGACGCCUACCCCACCUUCUCACUACACCCUCCAGAGGCUACGCUGGCCAGUGUGGCAGCCGCUGGCCACAUGCGGCUUCUUAACUUUACGUCCGAUUUUAAUUGUAAUAAAAAAUUCAGCUCCUGUGCUGCAUGAGCCACAUUUCGAAUACUUAAUAGCCGCAUGUGGCUAGCGGCCACCGGAUGGCACAGCACAGACACAGAGGCUCGUCAUCCUCGUGCAAAGUCCUAGGGGACAGUCCUUCUGCACAAAGUUCGGGGGCAGGAGAUUCUCCUGUCCGUCUCUGUGUAGCUGCUAUCCGUGUCGGCCAAAUAAAUUAGAAGAGAAAUGGCUCACCGAAGAGUCGUCUCUUCCCUUCUCUGAGGGAGAGCUAAGUAAAGGCCUCCGCUGUGAGUCCUGUGGAGAAGUGGCGAAAAUGACGUCGGCAUCCUUCCUUCGGGAAGUUUCCCAGAUCUAAGGAAAGGCGCUCGGCCCUGUUAACACCACUUCAUGGAUCAAGCCGGCAUAGUAUGUUUUUUCCUGUAACUCCCCCAUUCACAUGUCAUGACAGGCGAGACUGAGGUUCGAGGACCCUGAUGCCCCAUCCUGAUGACAUUGGGACAUUAGCAGGUCGCUGUAGAGCAGAAGUUAAAACCUGAGCUCUGGUCUCAGGAUGCCCGGAUCAGAACUCCCACCAGCUUUGUGACUGUGCCUCGGUUUCCUCAUUUGUACAAUGGGGCUGCUGAAGGCACCACCUCACGAGGCGAAGACAAGACGGAAUGCUCUAGAUGCAGACGUAUUAGAACGAUUUCUGACGUGCAGUUGAAUGCUCCGUAAAUAUUAGAAUUUUUGUAUAUCAAUAAGGUGACCUGAUAGAGACAUUUCCCCGCUCCCCUCCUCGGUCUGUGGGCCCGUGUUGUCUUGUGCUGCCGUGAACCCAUCUCUCCCUCCGGGGCCUGGCUCCUGCCCUUUGUCGACCCCAGAAAUCGUGAGACUAGUUGGCCCCCCGCCCCAGCCCGCUGCCUUCUCUCCCGAGCGGUUGCAGCAUCUCGAAGGUGGAGAGCUCUUCACCGCCGAGAGGCACCCUUUGGACCAGAUCUCUCCCGCCAUGGAACGGCGCUGGUUCAAAGGCGGCCACAGAGAGGUCACCGCACACAAAGCAGCCAGGGCUUCACCGUCGUGAGAGUCGAUCUCUCCGACCUUGGAUGAAUCCCCCCAGGUCCUGAGCCUCCCCGUCCUCAUCAGCAAAGGAGACGGCGAGCUGCCUACCGGGGUCGCCGUGGCUCGAAGGAAAUCCCAUGGCCGAGUGCGUGGCACAGAGAAGGCGCAGGCCGGCACCCCGGGGCUGUCCGGCUCAGCGUGUCGUCUCGUCUCGCCGCGUCUCGUUCUUCCUUAUGUUUCAUUAAUUAGGUGCCGAUAUUUAAAAGUUGGGAGAGUCCACAUAAAAUAAAGAUGGUCUCUUGGGAAUUCAGCACAUCCUGCAGGCCUCGGCCUCCACCUUGGCGCUGGGAACAAGGCUGAGUGUCUUCUCGCUCUUAGGCGGGGUGCGACCCGCCCAGGAUCGUUUUCUAUGUACAUCACCCGCUUCGCCCCUUCACGUCGGUGCUCCCCACACCUGCUGGCCGGCACCCCUAGCGUAGAAAUACCUGAUAACGUUUAGCGCUUACCCCCAUGUACGUGUAUCACUCGCGAGCUAUCUUCUCGUACCAAUGUGUCAUGUACCUCGUAAAACAUUCAUAAACAAUAAAAACGUGAGAGGGACGA
Pteropus alecto (black flying fox) is the source of this 4016-nucleotide messenger RNA. RefSeq names its product FTO, alpha-ketoglutarate dependent dioxygenase (gene FTO). Gene Ontology annotation, biological process: regulation of multicellular organism growth; RNA repair; DNA alkylation repair. Lineage: Eukaryota; Metazoa; Chordata; Mammalia; Chiroptera; Pteropodidae. Bases 221 to 1849 code for a protein of 542 amino acids. Gene Ontology annotation, molecular function: mRNA N6-methyladenosine dioxygenase activity; broad specificity oxidative DNA demethylase activity; ferrous iron binding. The transcript has 11 exons. The record is from RefSeq and is a predicted model, not a curated record.